AUGGUAGCUGAAAUUGAAAAACAGGGAGACUACAUGGAUGUGGACGACGAAAAUAAUAACGGUGGCAACAGCUCUGAUUAUGCAGACCGAGCAGCUAUAGAGGUUAACAACACGGAAGGAAGCAGCGACGAAGAGGAUGAAUAUGUCGUGGAGAAAAUUGUGGAUCAUAAAAUAACAAAGGGGGGCAAGUUGCAAUAUUUUUUAAAAUGGAAAGGCUACCCUGAUUCAGACAAUACGUGGGAAAAAGAGGAGGACGUUUAUGCAAAAGAUUUGAUUGAAGAUUACUGGAAAAAACACGGUGGUAGAAGGUCAUCUACUGAAAGAAAAAAGUCUGCCGCUGCUGCUUCCUCAAGAUCCACCACAAAAGCCACAUCAAGGUCAUCAAGAGGACCUCCCACUAUAAUGAGAAAAGUUCAGCCCAUGAAGAAGCAGAGAGUUCGUCGCGUUGCUGAUAAUGAUGAGGAGAUAAGACAAGAAUCCUCUGAUGAGGAGUAUCCUCCGCCUGAAUGGACGAACUGGGAGGACCACGUCGCCGAAGUUGAGACCGUGGAACGUGAUAAUAAUGAUGGUUCAUUAUUAAUUUAUGUUAAUUGGAAGGACGGACAUAGAACUGUACAUCCGGCUAGUGAAGUGAAUGCUCGUUGUCCACAAAAGGUUAGAUAG
This is a messenger RNA of Ambispora leptoticha, 663 nucleotides long. The record is from the annotation of a GenBank genome assembly. NCBI's taxonomy places the organism in Eukaryota, Fungi, Glomeromycota, Glomeromycetes, Archaeosporales, Ambisporaceae.